AUCGUCCAAAGGACGCUGAGCCGCCGUGAGCAGCACUUUGCCAGCGCUCGGGCCGGUCGGUCGCUGUCGAAUCGGGCUCCGCACGGCCCCCAGACCCCCACGGUAGCAGCAGCAGCAGCGGCGGCGGCGGCCACCUUCAGGGUCCACUCGUAAUAUCAGGUCAGCCGCAAAAGCAGCAGCAGCAGUGAGCGAUGUGGUCGGAGUUGCUGUUGGUGCUGUUUGCACUGGUGAGCGGCGACGCCGUCCUUUCAUUCACGGAAAAUGGUCCGCGAUGCAAGGAAAUCACAAUUCCGAUGUGCAAAGGAGUGCGAUACAACUACACGUCUAUGCCCAACAGCCUCAACCACGAAACUCAGGACGAUGCCGGUAUGGAAGUGCACCAGUUCUGGCCUCUGGUGGAGAUCGGCUGCAGCGGGGAUUUGCUUUUCUUCCUGUGCAGCAUCUACGUGCCGAUCUGCAUCGAGGACCACUACCUGCCGCUGCCGGCGUGCCGCAGCGUGUGCGAGAGGGCGUACGACGGCUGCGCCUCGCUGAUGGGCAGCUACAACUUCAAGUGGCCCGACCACAUGAACUGCGACAAAUUCCCGCGGCACGGCGAGAAGGACGUCCUCUGCAUGGAGAGGCCCGAGGGGCUGUCCGAGUCGAAGGCCACCAUGGCGCCGGCGGUGCCGCCCAAGCCGUCGCGCAGACCGAACACGCAGACCAAGUGCAAGAACAAGAACGGCAAGGGCUGCCCGCCGCUCCACGAAAAGGAUUCGUGGAGCGACUCAAAGUCCUGCCAGUGCAAGUGUCGCAGCCCCAUGGUGCCCAUCGGCAGGGACAGCCUCCUCUACAACCGCAGCGUCGCCGUGUCCACCGUGGACAACUGCGCCCUGCCCUGCUUCGGCGUCUUUUACUCAGAGGAGGAGCGAGAGUUCGCGUCUGUCUGGAUAACCGUGUGGUCCGCCCUGUGCUGCGUGUCCACCCUGAUGACGGUGACCACCUUCCUGAUCGACACGCAGCGUUUCAAGUACCCUGAGCGGCCGAUCGUGUUCCUGAGCGCGUGCUACUUCAUGGUGAGCAUCGGCUACCUGGUGCGCGUGGGCCUCGGACACGAGGAGGUCGCCUGCCACGAGCGCAUCAUCCGCUACCACUCGACUGGCCCCGUGCCGUGCACCCUCGUCUUCCUGCUCGUCUACUUCUUCGGCAUGGCCUCCUCCAUUUGGUGGGUCAUCCUCACCCUCACCUGGUUCCUCGCCGCUGGACUCAAAUGGGGCAAUGAGGCGAUCGCCGGCUACUCGCAGUACUUCCACCUGGCCGCGUGGUUGGUGCCGACGGUCAAGUCGGUGGCCGUGCUGGUGAUGAGCGCCGUGGACGGCGACCCGGUGGCCGGCAUCUGCUACGUGGGCAACCAGAACGCGGACAAUUUGCGCAUCUUCGUGAUGGCGCCGCUGGUGGCCUACCUCUUCCUGGGCACCUCGUUCCUGCUGGCCGGCUUCGUGUCGCUGUUCCGCAUCCGCAACGUCAUCAAGCAGCAGGGCCGCAGCAAGGCCGACAAGCUGGAGAAGCUGAUGAUCCGCAUCGGCAUCUUCAGCGUGCUCUACACCGUGCCGGCCACCAUCGUGAUCGGCUGCCACUUCUACGAGUCGCACCGCGACUGGCUCGCGCCCUGGACCUGCCCGUGCCACAGCCAGACGCGCCCGCUGCCGCUCUACUCCAUCCUGAUGCUCAAGUACUUCAUGGCGCUGGCCGUCGGCAUCACCUCCGGCGUCUGGAUCUGGUCCGGAAAGACGCUCGACUCUUGGCGCCGAUUCUGGUUCCGCAUCACAGGCCGCAGGUACUUGAUAGAGACAAACACGGCGAAGCGGUCGAUCGUGGCCAAGCCGAUGGCCGUCGGCUACUCUCCGGCCGUGACCGCCUCGACGUUGAAGCAGUCUGCGCCGCUGAGCCACGUAUGACAUAAUGGAACCCCCCGUUUUGCGUCUGAGGAGGUUGUGGUGGACUCGAUCAUGGUGCAGACCACCAAGUCUACGACUUCCACCCUGGGCAACAAAGUGGAGGGGCUCAGCAAUUACGGACCUAUCUAAGCGCCGAGUUGAAAAGAAGGACGCUAAGAACGUGCAUUUAUAGCAGCGAGCGUGUGUGGUUUAUAAAAAAUGAAUUCGCCGGUGCGAAAAGGAGCAAUAUACAUAUAUAUACGUACGGGGAAAAAACACUGAGACUUCAAAAGUGGACAUUGCUUAGUUGAAUUUUCGCCGACUCUCAAUAUACAUGGUUACUUGUUGAGACACGUUGUUUUAUGUACGUUAUCGCCGGACCUUUCGUGAGUCUUAUUAAAACAGGGAGCUAGUCGUAAUUAGCUAAGGAAUAAAACACAUAGUGUUAUAUUAAUCAAAAUCUUCGUUCAUCCGGAAAUUACUGAAAUUUAAACGUUCAGUAAGCAAGCUGAGUUUAUCGGUGUUUUAUUUCGUUUUCUUCGUUUCUCUCUGUUUAAAACAACGCACUAUGGAGAAGCACAGAAAUACAUAUUAUAUAUUACUCUAUCAAAUAGUGUAACCACCACGACCCAACAAUAAUAGCAACCUUUAUAGCGCAUUUACAACAAAUAUUGAAGUAGUUAAGAAAUUUUUUGAUAAUGCCGCAUGAGUAUUUUUCCAAAGGUGGAAUAAAUUUUAUAGAAAAAAAUCGAAACAAUAACUGUAAAAAGAAAAGCAACACGUGGCAAAUAUGUAGAGCGAUAAUUCUUCUUCCUAUAUACUCUUCUACUGUUUCUCUCUGUCUCUUUCUCUAUCGAUCAAACACACAUAUAACCAAUCAAUAUGAAGCUUGAACGGUUGAAAUUAUUAAUAACGCAAUUGCGUCAUUGUGGAGACGCAGUUCGUUUAACGAGGCUGUACUUGUAGGAUCUGUGUACUUAAUAGACAAAUGAGCGAACCACGCGGUUAAUUGAAUUAAAUUGAACACGUGUGUGUGCGUAUAGGGAGCACAGCACACAGAAUACACACAUACAUCAUCAUCAUGAUUGCUAAUUGUAAGGCUGCUCGUGUAUCCAUAUCGUAGUCGUUGUCACCAGUCAGUAUACGAUAUUAGGUAAAUUACUUCUUCAAUUUAUUGAAUGGCGCAGAAUGUACAUCAACGCAUUUGAGUUUAGCGCGCUUAGACGUAAUUACAAAUAAAAAUGGAUGACUUCAUAAAA
Cloeon dipterum is the source of this 3175-nucleotide messenger RNA. RefSeq names its product frizzled-2-like. Gene Ontology annotation, biological process: non-canonical Wnt signaling pathway; canonical Wnt signaling pathway. Bases 192 to 1937 code for a protein of 581 amino acids. Gene Ontology annotation, cellular component: plasma membrane. NCBI's taxonomy places the organism in Eukaryota, Metazoa, Arthropoda, Insecta, Ephemeroptera, Baetidae. The transcript is spliced from 6 exons. The record is from RefSeq and is a predicted model, not a curated record. Gene Ontology annotation, molecular function: Wnt receptor activity; Wnt-protein binding.